UAUGUCGAGAUCAAAAGAUCAAAUGCCAGUUCGGUAUUAUUUAUUUUUGUGUUUUAUUUUUAUCAGUGCAUAAUGUUUUUAUUUAUGCCUCACUUUGUUGCACCAAUUUCAAUUUAAAAUUAAGAUAUUGCGGUUGUUUUCGUACUUAUAAUAUCUACGAUGGCGUAUCGAAUACUAGCCUGGUUCAGUUUAAUUUCUGUAAUUACAAUAGCCUUACUAGGGUUUGGAUUGUACUUGGCUCUACUAACGUUUUUAAUAUCAUUUAUAGCUGGAGUUCUUACAAUCUUACAUUUGAACUUUGAUAGUAGGAAGAUAUUUUCUUCAGAUAUAGAUUGUUUGGAUGAUCCUCUUCAGCUAACUAACUAUUCUAUUCAAUCUCCAAAGAUCCUGCAGUUAUUUCAAAAUAAUAAACCAUGGCCAAAAUUUGAUAACAGAAUUACUGGAAGUGAGACUGUUGACUCAUUUCUUAAUGAAAUUAUCACAAUAAUAAUUAAUGACUAUGUGACACCAUGGUAUGAAGUUUUAACUGAUGAUCAAGAGUUCACAGAUCAUGCAAUUAAACAAACAGUAGUAAUAACAAGUGCUAACGUUACAAAUAGAAUUAAACUUGUUGACUGGAUAUACUUAUUAUCAACAAAGUUUCCAGAAGAAUUAACAACUCAUUUAAAGUUAUUUAAACAAUCAAGGGUCAAAUUGAAACAUAUACAAUUACUUAGUGCCAAAGAAGUUGCCAAUGGGUCAUCAAAAUUGAGCCCAAAGAAACAAGAGGAAAGAAAAGCUCACAGAAGAAACAAAAGUGAUACAGAUUUGUCCUGGGCCCCAGAUUCACAUACAUUUGGAAAAUCAAAAUUUUAUGGGAGUUCAGAAAAUAUAGGUAGCACUAAUUUGAAAGAUAUAUUUUUUGACUUGGAGUGUGCAAUGGAGAAUAAGCUGCUUUGCAGGGACACCUUCUGCUUGGAUCCUGAGAAAGAGUAUUCCUUUCUAUGUGAAGUAUCAGAAGCUAUACUAUAUUUGGUUGCCCCAGAAGAAGCCUGGAAAUGCCACGCCUUAAAACUUAUUAUAAUAGAGCUGCUUUCAUCAAUUGUGCUGAAACCUAUAUUUAACAUGUUGAGCGAUCCUGACAAUAUCAACAGAGCGAUCAUAAGAACUUGUUGCCGCGACUCGCUGUUGCCGUCAGAGUUGUUUCUCUUAGUAAUAAGGACAUGCGCGGACGCAGAAGAACUAGACGCGACGUUGGAAUUGGUUCAGAAGGAUAUACAGAAACUGCAUUCCAAAGACAGUGCCGGUGAAUGGGAGCUCCAAGAUCGUCAGAAGCUGUCUUCGCUGCAGUACUUGGCGCGGAUCAUUCAAGCGAGAAGAGCUACCAUGGGACCACAAGAAGGUACAAACAACGCCAGCACAGAGAAGGUGUCCGAAGAAGUUCUACGGUCUUUGAAGUUCUUGCGGGCGACGGCCGCUUGGAGGUCAAACGCCCAAUAUCUUCUGGAGAUCGAGAUGAAUGAAACCGAUGUUCCUCACACCUCAAAGGCUGUAAUCGACAACCUGCGCUCGUCUGCGCUUGAGCUUUGCGACCUGUACUUGGCUCCGAACCGUCAAGUGAUGGGUCUACCUGAGAAUUGUCACUCGGAAAUGGUUCGGAAGAUCACCACCGAGGGUGAAGAGUUCACGAACAACCCCCUGUCGUGCUUCGACGAUGUUCAGAAGUGUGUUUGUAAUGCUUUAGAGGAUGACCCGACUUGGCAGGCGGACUUCAUGUUAGAUACAGAGCAAGAUGGAGCAGACAGAAGUACUAGUGAAUUGAGAACGACAAAAGCCGAAGGCAGAAAAUAUGGAGAAAAAUGCAAGCGACUUAUGAAGACGUGUUUUAAUCAAUUGCCUAAAUUGUUCCAAAGAUCCAAAUAUAACUACGAAAGUCCCAACAAAUCCCUGACAUUCCCACGAUCCUUUACUCGAAGAAUUCCCGCUUUCAAGAACCACACUAUCCCUAAAUGUGCUAACGGUGAUGUGGUAUUGCCCGUACCUGGCUCGAGGCAUAACAGAUCGCGGUCAGACAUUGUAGGCAAUUUCGCUCACAAAAUGCUCGAGAGCGUAGCAGUAGGAGCAUCAAGUUUAUCAGCAGGGGCCUCGAACAGCCUGUCAAUGUCACAAACGGAAAUAAGUGGGAGAGCCAAAAAUUAUUUGUCGCCGCUCUCUGCGUACAUUAUAGAAACAGCGCUGGUCCAAGAUAAGGGAAGAACAUUUGGAAUUUACGCUAUAGCGGUGACAAGAUCCUCGGAUAACGAAGUCUGGCAUAUUUAUAGGAGAUACAGCGAUUUUUAUGAGCUGCAUUCUGCUGUUAAAGAUAAGUGGCCGGAACUAGGUAAUCUGCCGUUUCCAGCCAAAAAGACGUUUCAAAAUACAUCACGUACAGUACUGGAAAAUCGGAAACGGAUGUUGAAUAGCUACUUGCAGCACUUGACUAGUAUCUCAAGGGAUUCACGAUAUAUGGCGUUGCUGUCGCCGGCUUAUCUUGGUGGCUUCCUCAGUUCCGAGAUACAGACCGAGAGGCAUGGCAACACUAUUGAUGCUCUCCUAGUAAACUCAAUCAAAGCGGGCAUGCGGACACUGAAAAGCAUGCCUGACCAGUUUGCGAAUACCGUGGAUGGAGUUAUGGAUGGUAUAUCAAAAGUGUUUCAAGGCAAAAGCAUCGAUAAUGAGUACGAUUUCAAAAGAGACGCUGCCUCGGAAGGUCAGGAUGAUGGAGAUGAGAGCGUACCAUUAAAGUUAUUGGAAGAAGUACUGGGGAUACGCGGCCUUUGGCUCAGGAGGCGUCUUCUAGCUCCUGUUAGGACUCUCAUAGCCGAUCGAGUUAACAAGAAAGUGUUAGAACUGAUUGCAGCGCUAACGUCGCCGCGCAAUGUCGUGCAGUAUUUGAAAUCAUUCAAACAAUGGUUAACCAGCCGUAAUAACUCUACUACUUCAAGUAGGGACUCUGCGACCAAAGCCAGGACGAGAGUCGCGGCUAAAGUGGCGCUUCUAGCGGCGGCACCAGAUGAUCUUAAACACAUUGUUGGAACGGAUGCAGCUCGAAGGGGCCUCCUUACAGUUUUCGACUUGUUUCAAACGCAAGAAAUUAAUAAGCGGCUAUUAUUAGUAUUGUUAGAAGUGGCUCUGUGUAAUUUAUUCCCUGAUAACAAUGUACCGGAGAUAUUUAAAAAAUUAUACUCAAAUUCGACUCGCAUUUCACCUCCUAAGAAAUCUGUCAACACGAAUACCAUAUGACGUAAUUUUACAAAAAAAUAUAAAGUGCGUUUUUUUCGUACUUAAAUUCCGGUGAUACGGAAUAAAUGAUUAAAGGAAAUACAGCAGAAGGAAAUAGAAAAUUGCAGCUGAAAGCCCGUUAACCUAACGAACGACUCUGAGCGUAGAAACACGUAAACGUAGUGUUUCUCAGAAGGACGUUUUUAUUUUUAUACAUUAAUAUAAAAUUGAUGUGAUUUUUUACAUAGAACAAUUAGUUAGUAGUAGUUUUUUUCUAUUUAGAAAAUUAUAGUUAUUAUAUUAAUAGUAUAUUCAGAAACUUUAAAUAAUAAUUUAGAUUUAUAAAUUUUUAGCCUUGUGCAUGUCUGAUGAUAGAAUUUUCUCUUAAUUUAUAAACUAAGUACUCGAGUGAUGUUAAUAAUUGUGAUAAAACAUAUUUUAACUUAUUGCUGUUUAUAGUGCGUUUAUGGAUAUGCGCUAUACACGUAAAUUGUUGCUUAUGUGAAAAAUUUCAUGAGCGAUCCUUCCUUGGCGAGCAAAGUUUGACGUAUUUGUUCUCGUACAUACGUACGUACGUAACGAAAACAUCGGGACGUAUCUGGAAUGCCUUCAACCCAAAAUGUCGACGGCGUGUGUGUGACGCCCCUAUUGUUUAUAAAAGACCUGUAAAAAGUACGCAAUUGCAAUCGUAUUGACGUUUGUAAUUAAAAUAUUCACGUAAAAUUACAUUAAUGAAAUAAUGUUUAAUUUUGAAAAUUAUUCAAUGUUUCUAUAGAAUCGUGAAAACUAAAUUAGUCUAAACUUCUAUGGUAUGUUUCAUUUCUUUCUGACGAAUUGUGUUUACGAUGUAAUGAAAAGAGACGGGUGUGCAGUUGGACAGAUUUUGUCUUAAAGAUCUUAUAGUUGUAUGGUGAUAUUAAAAUUAAAAAAUAUAUAUUGCUGUCGUUUAUAAGAUACAAGAUUGCUAUAUAUGUGUCAUUAUUUAUAAAUAUAUUUUCAUUAAAAAAAGCGUAAAAUUGUAUUUGUAGUUUUUAUCUGCAUUCCUUAUUUUGUAUUAACAUUUUUUGUUUAAUUUAGUACGUAAUCAUAGUUGCUAGUUAAUUCGAAUGUUAGAUUAUUUAUUUUAGCUUACGCCUAGUAAAUUUAUUUAAAUAAACAACGACUCCGAGUGCGGUUAGACACUAAGUAAACUUUAAAGCCAUAAUUAAAAAAAUUAAAUUAUAUAUUUAAGAUAAUUCGUAAUAUUGUAAAUUUCUACAUGUACCUGUGGUUGUUGAAAUUCGAUAGUUUCAAAUGUAUAGGAAAAUUUACGCAUAACAUUCCAGUUUCUUGUAUUU
Molecule: messenger RNA, 4577 nt
Organism: Pieris brassicae (large cabbage white)
Lineage: Eukaryota; Metazoa; Arthropoda; Insecta; Lepidoptera; Pieridae
Product: sorting nexin-13-like
Exons: 24
Coding region: 160-3261 (1033 amino acids)
Cellular component (GO): early endosome
Molecular function (GO): phosphatidylinositol binding
Source: RefSeq, a predicted model, not a curated record